This is a messenger RNA of Argiope bruennichi, 774 nucleotides long. RefSeq names its product protein jagunal-like. The transcript has 3 exons. Gene Ontology annotation, biological process: vesicle-mediated transport; endoplasmic reticulum organization. Bases 151 to 729 code for a protein of 192 amino acids. Lineage: Eukaryota; Metazoa; Arthropoda; Arachnida; Araneae; Araneidae. Gene Ontology annotation, cellular component: endoplasmic reticulum membrane. The record is from RefSeq and is a predicted model, not a curated record.
UUAUCUAAAAACUAGAAUAAUGAAAUUAGAUUAAGCUUUGCAACAACUCAGCUUAUCUUUCUAAGACAGACGACGCGUUUUAGUUCUUGAUUUGCCAACGCCACGCGUUGUUUACAUUGAUAGGAGUAUAUUCGUGCAUAGCUAAUCAGAAUGGCUUCCAGAGGAGGAGCUAGAGCUAAAGGGACUGAUGGAAAUGAUUUUGGUCAUCGUGAGACAGUCGCCUCUCAUUAUCAGAUUAGUUCGGUAAAUAAAAGAAGAUUGAAGAUAUGCAUCGCCUUCCAUGUCUUGCUUUUCAUCUUCAGUUUGCUGAAGCUCUCAAAUGCAAUAUUGAAUUUCUUUCAAAUUUCUUAUUCUCAUGUAUAUGAUGUAACUCUUCCAACUCCUGCUUUGUGGGAGUGGCUUUGGCUGAUUAGUAUUGUUUUUAACAUUCCUGCUGUCAUUGCUCUGAGGAAGAACUACAUUAUGCCAAUGAAAAUAUUUGCUGGUGGAAUUUUUGUAUGUGGUAUUUGUCCUUUAGUUGCUGCCAUAAUAUAUCAUUCUGGUGAUUUAAAAGUAUUUUUAAUGGCAGAAACUACUGAUAAAAGAAUUGACAGGUUUUAUAACAUUCCAGUUGUAUUAAUAUUAUGUGUGUUUGUUUCUAUAACAUUCCUAGUUCAUUCUUUAAGUCUGAUGUUUGCUUCCAACUUAAUGAGAGCUUGGACUCCAAAGAAAGGGAAAAAGAAGAUGUAAUUUUUGCUCAACUUGCCAAUAAAAAAAAAGAAUUUUUUAUUAUUA